Messenger RNA from Clunio marinus, 779 nucleotides. The record is from the annotation of a GenBank genome assembly. Lineage: Eukaryota; Metazoa; Arthropoda; Insecta; Diptera; Chironomidae.
AUGUGCUUCGUUUCAAACGUGUUCAGUGUUUCUGAAUGUUCUUUUUUUGAUAUUUUUCUUUUGAGUGUGACAUGUGACAAGUUUAGAAGAGAUGAGAAAUGUCUUUGUUUGUUUUCCGAUACGAAAUAUUUAAUUCAGAAUGUCAACAUCGAAUUGAGACAUCUUAGAAUAUUAGGAAAAGAUAUCCAGGAACUUUAAAUCAUAAAUGUAUGACAGCAACUGUGGAAAUGAUUCCAGCGAGUUGAAGUGAUCUCCGAAAGCAUCAUGCAAAUCUUACCUAGCUAUUUGACUGCAUAUUUCAGAGUCAGAUGAUAUUGCUGUAUGUUUAAAAGUAUGCAAAACGGAAGAUGAAGGCGGCAGUGGCUUCUCGGGAUCAUAAAUUGUUCGAGAAUUUCUCUCACUUUUAUUUUCAAAAUUAAAAUUGAAACUUUUCAAAAGAUAGAUUGUCACGAUUCCUAGAAACAGCGAAAGUAUGAAGACAUUCCUAAAUAAACAAUUUAUUUAAUAGAUUAAAAAAAUUAAGUAAUUUUUAUUUUUACCUUAAUGAUGAUGUGAAACUUUGGAAAUAUUUCCAUUUGCCACGGUUCAAUUGUGAAUUUGUCAUCAUUUUUAAUUAAUUUAAACUUUUUCACUUCAUUUUAUCACUAGUUUUAAGUCAAAUUUAUCUCAAAACUUUUCAAAUAUCGACAACAAAAAUAUCAUAAAAACAUUUAAGGUUCGCAAUGCGCAAACUCCCGGAAUGAUUGCAUGAAAACUAGUUUUUAAGAACAAGAUUUUGG